Molecule: messenger RNA, 1607 nt
Organism: Telopea speciosissima
Lineage: Eukaryota; Viridiplantae; Streptophyta; Magnoliopsida; Proteales; Proteaceae
Product: pectate lyase-like
Exons: 3
Coding region: 17-1336 (439 amino acids)
Molecular function (GO): pectate lyase activity
Source: RefSeq, a predicted model, not a curated record
ACAAACAGAUAAUAAAAUGGAGUUAGCUAAUAAGCCCAGCAUCUUCUUUUUCUUCUUCUUCUUCUUGUUCACCUAUGCCGUGAAGGCCCAUAUAGCGGACUUUGAUGAGGUGUGGCAGCAGCGAGCCAAGGAGGCCGAGAAGCGCACCAAUGACAGCUACGAAUCCGAUCCUGAGGCAGUCACCACUCGAUUCAACUCACAUGUCGACAAGGCGUUGAAGAAAGCUUCGAGUAACAACACGAGAAGGACGUUGCUGAGAGGCGGAGGGCCAUGCCUGGCAACGAACCCAAUAGACAGGUGCUGGAGGUGCCAGGCCAACUGGGCCAAGAAUCGAAAGAAGUACGCCAAGUGCGUGCUGGGCUUCGGCAAGAAGACUAAGGGUGGCAAGAACGGCCGUAUCUACGUCGUCACUGACCCCUCCGACAGCGACAUGGUCAACCCAAAGCCCGGCACCCUCCGUUACGCCGUCAUCCAGAAGGAGCCACUCUGGAUCAUCUUUGCCCACGACAUGAACAUCCGCCUCAGCGAGGAGCUCAUUAUGUCCUCCUACAAGACCAUCGACGGCCGUGGCUCCAACAUUCACAUCGCCUACGGCUCUGGCAUAACCCUCCAGUACGUCGAUGAUAUCAUCAUCACUAACCUCCACAUCCACAACAUCUACUCCGGCAGCGGCGGCCUUAUCCGUGACUCCGUCGACCACUACGGCAUGCGCACCCGCAGCGACGGUGAUGGCAUUUCCCUCUUCAGCGCCACCAACAUUUGGAUCGACCAUGUGUCCAUGUCCCGCUGCGCGGAUGGACUCAUCGAUGCCAUCAUGAGUUCCACCGCCAUUACCAUCUCCAAUAACCACUUCACCACCCACAACGAGGCGAUGCUGUUCGGAGCAAGUGACAGCUACUCCGCUGACGAGAAGAUGCAAAUAACUGUAGCAUUCAACCACUUCGGGACGGGAUUAGUACAGAGGAUGCCCAGGGUACGAUAUGGAUUCGUCCAUGUAGUAAACAACGAUUACACCCACUGGGAAAUGUACGCCAUUGGUGGCAGCUCACACCCAACCAUCGUCAGUCAGGGCAACCGCUUCAUCGCUCCAACUACAUUGACAGCCAAGGAGGUUACCAAGAGGGAUUACGCAACCGAGGACGUGUGGAAGAACUGGGUGUGGAGAUCUGAGGGUGAUCUGAUGAUGAAUGGUGCCUUCUUCGUCCAAUCUGGAUCCCCAUUAAAGAAAAAGUCCUUCUCCAACAAGGACAGCAUCAGCCCAAAGCCCGGCACCUUUGUCACCAGGCUUACUCGCUUUGCUGGUGCACUCAACUGCAAGAUUGGCAAGCCUUGCUAAAUUGGUUCUUCUUCUUCAGACACUUCACCUUAGUAGCCUACCGUGCUUAAACAAAGAGCAACUGUGUAGGCGUGUAGGUCAGGGAUAAGAUCAGCACCUUUAGCCCAUUGAGGGUGUGCUUCUUCUUCUUUGGUUUUAGUUUCUAAGGAAAAAAAUUAAAAAGUAGAGAAAUAAAAACGGAAACAAGAGGGUGAAGAGAAUGUUCAUAUAUAUAGAUUUGUAUUAGCUACUGAUUCAAUUUAUUGGUAAUAUAUUACUACUAUUUUCUUCU